This is a messenger RNA of Megalops cyprinoides (Indo-Pacific tarpon), 1589 nucleotides long. It is a transcript of the gene c4h2orf68, whose product is annotated as chromosome 4 C2orf68 homolog. The coding region runs from base 102 to 596 and encodes 164 amino acids. The record is from RefSeq and is a predicted model, not a curated record. Lineage: Eukaryota; Metazoa; Chordata; Actinopteri; Elopiformes; Megalopidae. The transcript is spliced from 4 exons.
UUAAUGUUUUUGGCUAACGUUAAUGAUGCAGCUUGGUAUGUUCAUGUAAACUUAAAAGGGGGGGCUUUUUUAUUAUUUGUUAAUGCUCGUUAGCAUAUACGAUGGAUGUUUUGCGAGACGAAGAAGAACAACAGAUGAAAUACAAACCCGGAGGUCGUUUAGACAUGAAUCAUGGUUUUUUACACCAUAUUCGACGGAACCAGAUUGCCAGAGAUGAUUACGACAAGGAAGUGAAGCAGGCAAAGGAACGACAGAGGCGCAGACCUACUACCGCGCCGAGGCGACCCCGUCGGCCUGAUAUUCAAGUGUACCACCCCCGCCACCGGAAUGGAUCAGAACCGGGCACAGGUGUGGAGGCUGAAGAGUGGAACGAAAGCGGGUCGAGCACAGAACCCGAGACCACGGGCACCGAGCUGUUCUGGCUGGAUUACCAGGCUGACUGUGGCCGCCUCACCUCUUUCAUUGUUCACAAGGAUGACCAGCCGGAGAGGAUAGUGGAAAGAGUGGCAGAAGAAAAUGUCCUGGACCCGGCCAUGAGGGCAGCACUGAAGGCCCGGGUUCGAGAGGAAAUGGACAAGAGGCGAGACAAGCGCUGAGCAAAGGCUACUGGAGAUGUGACACCGGGGUGGGGGUGGGGCGCGGGAGAGGGAGGGAGUGUGACUGGGGGGUAAGAAGAGUGGGAGGAGCUAGUAUAGGGGAAGGACAUGAAGAGGGACACCCCUAUGUAAGGUUGACUCCCACCGUGUCCACUUUAAAGUGAUGUGACAGCUGUCAUGUGAAAGCCAAUGGGAAUGAGUGGCGCCACACACACAGCAAUGUCAGGGUAGGCCAGGGAACCUAAGCCCCAUGUUCUCUCCCUCUCUGGACUUCCUUUCAGGGGUAGGUUCACACCACACAGAAGGGCAGUCACACAGGAGUGAGUCAGACUCCUUGUGCUGUCCAGGGCUGUCAGCUUAGCUGUGACUACAGCGUAAGGUGACGCUGCCCUGUAAUAGUACUAACGUUGUUACUAAGAGCAGCUGGAGAGUUCCAUCUGAAAGUCUUUGUGCCAGAUAUCUGCUGGGUCUGAAGAUUCCAUCCUGCUGCCCAGCUUCAGACAUGACACCCCAACACUUGCACUAAUGAAUACUUUUGACACCUUCCUGAGCCAGACCCUUUCCAAACGAUACAGGUCACCUCUGUGGUCACCUGCUUGGGGUCAUCUCAUCCCCUUGCUUCAUUGUACCCUCACCACCAGUCUUUGAAGUAUUUAUUUCAGUUGUUUACAAGCCUUGUUUUUUUGUGAAUGUACUUUGUGUUGGCUUGAUCAGAUAUUACGGCUAAAGAAUACAUUUCUGAAAGUAAAAUGCUAUGAUUAUGACAAGUAUGCAUGAAAGGGAAUUCAUUUAUUGGAGAAGCAUUUUGGUUAUGAUCCCCAGAAGCUUGAGGUGACUCAAAAAGUGGACACUGCCUGUCGCUGUCUGGGGAAUAAAAGGGGCAAUGAAAUUAUUUCUGUUCACAUAUGGAAAAGAACCUCGGUCACAUGAUCAAGUUUGACCUGGACUCUACUGGAUAACACAGCGCUACAAAUGCAAGCUAGAUCCAAUCUC